CAACUUUUGAGGCGCCGCGAGGAGCGCACCGAUCGUUUCAGCGCGUGCCGAAGCAUCACCAGUACCACACAACCCAGCUCCUCCCACUGCCGAGCGCUGGACCUCAAAAUCGACGCCUGCUAAGAGAUGGACGUCGUCCUGCCCCCGCAGACGACGGCGCCGCAGCGCACGGUCCAGCCGCCGGCGCACUUGAAAGGCGUCGCCUUCCCGCGCGACGGCUCUCCGCAAGAACCGUCAAAAAAGGAGGAAGGCUUGAGUGCUGACGAGCUCGCGAAGCGCCAAGCACGGCUGCAGAAGCGCGGUGCUCUGUUGCGGAAGGUUUUAGGUGCGGGCACGUACGUGGUCGACGAAGUGGGCGACUACCGAAGGAAGAAGGUGAAAGUGUACGUCCAGUACGAAGGGUUCCAGCCCGGCGCGAUCGAUCGCAAAAAGGAACUGCGAGUAGCUAUAUCCUUGCCAGAUUCAUGGGUCGACGCGCCCGCGAAACGGUUGAAGGAGGCCUUCCUCAAGACCUACAACUCGAGGUUCCGCAAGUCUCAAAUUGGGGACUGCCUGCUCGCGGUCAAGGACGACUCUUAUUUGACCUUUUCCAAAAAUGUGAUAGGCGACGACCGGUUGAUCGGCGAUGUGUUCCGGGAGAACGACGAGGUUUUUGUGGUCACGGAACAAGAUGUUGCUGACUUGGAUGCGGAGGUGGCAAAGCUAAAAAAAAUACUAAGUGACUACGAGGCCGAGGUCGAGAAGAACUCGACGGUGGACAUGGAAGAGUUAACGAAACUGACCACGAUCAGCCGAGAGAUCGACCCGGAGCAAGCCCAUUGCUUGUUGAUAGGCAUGCGCCAGUGCUACAUGCUGCCCGUCGGGCCCGAGUAUACCGUGGCGGACGUCAAGCGCUUCAUCAAUCAUAAGGGCGGGAGGGACGCCUACCCGCUCGGGUCGCUGGAUGUGGCCCUGGUGGAGAAUUUCGAGAUCAAUGUGUUGGGCGAUGGUGAUACGAUGGAGGCGCUAUGUAAACGGGUGUAUGGCGAGGAGGCGUCGUUGCCCAGGACAAUCCCGCUGUACUGGGGCAAGCGGCUCCAGGACCCCAAGUACUUCCUCUGGAUCCCGACGCUGCACACGCCCGAUUCCUUUAGAGGGCCCGGCGACGAGAACAGUGCCGAAGCCAAAAAGUCCGGGGCCGAGCUGGCGAACGACAUGGUCAACUCGGGCGGCGACUGUAGCGUUAUGUAG
Pelagomonas calceolata is the source of this 1230-nucleotide messenger RNA. NCBI's taxonomy places the organism in Eukaryota, Pelagophyceae, Pelagomonadales, Pelagomonadaceae. The record is from the annotation of a GenBank genome assembly.